This is a messenger RNA of Phanerochaete carnosa HHB-10118-sp, 2499 nucleotides long. RefSeq lists its product as uncharacterized. The transcript is spliced from 7 exons. Bases 1 to 2499 code for a protein of 832 amino acids. Gene Ontology annotation, biological process: magnesium ion homeostasis. Gene Ontology annotation, cellular component: intracellular membrane-bounded organelle. The record is from RefSeq and is a predicted model, not a curated record. NCBI's taxonomy places the organism in Eukaryota, Fungi, Basidiomycota, Agaricomycetes, Polyporales, Phanerochaetaceae.
AUGGUACCGACUCUACAACAUAGCCCCCACACUCCCAGACUGCUCCUCACCCUAGCAUCAGUCGCAUCGCAAUAUGUUCCCAACCUCUCUCGUCUUGCCCCAGACUCACUCGCCCAGCCCGGAGCAGGCCCCAUUCACUCGUUUGCCAAGCGGGACAUCGACCGCCACAGUCCCGUGUUCGCGGCCUAUGCAUGUCUCAUCCCGAUUCUUGUCCUACUGUCCGGUCUGUUUGCCGGUCUGACGCUGGGAUACAUGAGUCUCGACGAGACGCAGCUACAGGUUUUGAGUAUCAGUGGCACACCUGAACAGAAGGCGUACGCGAGCAAGAUCAUUCCCAUCCGCAAGAAUGGGCACCUCCUGCUCGUAACACUGCUCCUGGCAAACAUGAUCGUCAACGAGACGCUCCCCGUCAUCUCCGACCCCGUCCUGGGCGGUGGCGUGCAAAGCGUCGUCGUCAGCACGGUCCUCAUCGUAAUCUUUUCGGAGAUCAUCCCGCAAUCGCUUUGCACGCGUUAUGGGAUGUACAUUGGUGCGAAGAUGGCUGGUUUUGUCCAGCUCCUUUUGUGGACGUUGGGUUUAGUGGCGUGGCCUAUCGCGAAACUGCUUGAAUUCGUCCUGGGUCCCCAGCAUGGAAUUAUCUAUCGACGUACGGAGCUCAAGGAACUGAUUGCGAUGCAUUCGGAUGCAGGCGAGCGCGGUGGCGAUUUGAAGAUAGACACAGUCACUAUCAUUGGGGGCGCUCUGGAUCUCCAAGAGAAAGUUGUAAAGCAGGCCAUGACCCCUAUAGAAGACGUCUUCAUGCUAUCUAUUGAUGCGAAGCUCGACUUCGAAACGUUGAGGACCAUAUGCAAGACCGGACAUUCCCGCGUUCCCGUCUACGAAGAGGUCGAAGUUCCCGUGUCACAUCUGCUCGUGCAGUGCGUUCUCCUCGAUCCUAACGAUGCCGUUCCUGUCCGCAAGAUUCCCUUGAAUAAGGUUCCGUUUGUACCGAACAACGAACCGCUACUUGGCAUCCUCGACAAAUUCCAGGAAGGCCGUUCCCACAUGGCCAUCGUGAGUCGUUUCAGCGUGGAGCAAGCCGUAAGCGUGAAGAAGGCCGUGAAGAAGGGCCUCACGCGGCGUCUCCGUCACCGUGUCGGAAUGGGCGACGGCGACUCGAGUGAUUCGAGCAGCGAAUCCGAAGACGAGAGCGAUGGUGGUGCCGGCAAGCGAAGUCCUGUCCUCCGCCGCAUACCCUUCUCGCGCAAGCCUACCAAGGACGAGGGAGAGAGCGACAAUGCCGAGACAAUGAAAGGUGACAGUCACGGCGAGAGCGAGACUGAUGACGCGGGGCCCAGCAGCAGCAAGCGUUCGCGUUUCAGGGUUGGGCGAGGCCGCAGCAAGAAGCGCAUACACGACGUGGAGAUGGGCAACAUGGACGGCAAGGACGGCGAGGACGGCGAGGAUGGCACUGAAGCCGACAGGAAGGUUCGUACGGGCAACAUGACUCUGCCGAAGGCUUCGUUCGGCAAAUGGGAGCAAAGCAUGCCCGCCGACGCCGUCCUGGCUAAAGAGGGUGCUGACGAGUUCUUGCAAACAUUAGAUCCUGCUCUCAUGCCUCUAGGUAUUAUCACACUGGAGGAUGUCCUGGAGGAACUGAUCGGAGAGGAAAUUUAUGAUGAGUUUGACCCGCAGGGUCAUCCCAUAAUGAUUGAGUCAUACACGCAGAACGAAAAGGCAGCAUCCUCUUCUGUCAAGCGCAAGAUCUCCGCUCCCGAGCUCGCUGGUAACCCCAGUUCUAUUAUUCCUUCUAUGCCGUUGGGUUCGACAUCCACUAGGGAGAUGACAAAGCCGCUGAUGGCGACACCGCUGAUCAAACCAACUGGUCUGAAAGCGUUGAAUUUCAAAGGGCUAGGGUUUACGCGUUCCAGGAGCGCGCCGCCGUCCCCACGCGAAGAGCGGGCGCACGUCUUCCUGGACAAGAACGACAACGCUGCCCCCGCGACGGUUCCUGAGGGAAGCCUCCUCGACGAAACGAUCUAUGGUGCAGACGACGAUACGAAAUCCGAAUACGGGCUCGAACGUGCCGACGACAGCUCGUUCUUGCACGAAUAUACCUCUGGCGCGCCGUCCGCCCUCCCCUCCCUGCCGCCUCCCGUCCUCGCUGCUCCGUCCCCCAUCGUCCCGUCGAGCAUCGCCCGCAUGCGCAGCAUCAACAGCCCCUUACGCGCACCGGCGCCUGUACCUGCCACGGCACUCCCUUCGCUGCUCAUUACACCCACGGGGUCGCGCAGCUCGUCACCAUCGCUCGAGCACGCGAUCCGCGCGGAACGGAUACGCCGCGCCGCGUCGGGCGCGUCGAAUACGCCUGUGCCCAAAGGCACGCGCUUCAAGAGUAGCCCGCUCACCGGCGAGCGCAGCGGCGUCGUCGUCGCUGACAGGGUGAAGGAGCACUUUGGGGACGCCGCGAACCGGAUAGGCGGCGAGAAGGAGAGGAACGUGUUUGAUAACGACUGGUGA